Messenger RNA from Symbiodinium natans, 888 nucleotides. The record is from the annotation of a GenBank genome assembly. Lineage: Eukaryota; Dinophyceae; Suessiales; Symbiodiniaceae.
AUGAUCCUCAUCAAAGAGAUCCUCGGCUACCAUACGUUCCAGGGACCGACAAGUGGAUUGAUUUCGGGGACUUACAACAUCGCGGCGAACAACCCGGACAUUCACGUGGCCACCGAGCUGUGGGACUACCUUAUCGUCCCGCACCAAGAGGCUUUCGACCGUGCAAAUCCCGACAAAGCUAUGGAUCGUUUCAAGACGAUGCAGUAUGUGGGCACCGAUGGAAUGUACGUUUUCCCUGCAAUGUAUGCUCAAUACUAUGCCGGCACGGGCAGGUCAAUAGAGUAUUACAAGGACUUGAAUGCAAGCUGGGGGGACUACUCAAGUUUUUUCUCCCGGAUGGAAGACAUCAGUGUGUCUGACCUGGCAGAUUGUAACUCCGCGAGGCUGCUAGGCCAAAUCCCGAAUUACUUAGCCGUUACUGGUGACACAGAUGCAGUGCACAUGGUCGAUGGCGUGCAGAAGUGGAAGUGCUACAACCAAGAUCGGUGGUGGCUCGCGCCCACCUGCAGAAGCACUCCAAACACAUGCGCGCCCUACACGACUUAUUCUCAGUGGGCGUAUGAGCCGCUGAGACAGAAAGCGGGAGCCUUCGACAUCCCCUUGGCAAUGGGAGAUUUGGCCACAUGGGGAGCUUAUGUAAGCACGCCCAAAACCUACAACGUCUUCACGUACUGGUGGUAUCCGGAUGCCACUUUCAAGGCGGAUGGUGCCAUCAAAACCAUUUUCCCCCCUUACAGAGCAGACGAAGUGAUUCUAACAAGCGAUGCUUCCGAUGUGAAGAUGUACUCAACCGCCGAUGUGCAGCUUGGGAAUGUCGCGCCGAAGGUCCUCUUCUUGCUAACCGAGCAGUUGCCUGUCUCUGCAAAUCAUCCAGCUAACGUGAGCUAA